UUUUCAGUUUAUUGAGUGGGUAGUACAGUAUGUCCCUUUUCCCUCAUGUGGAGAAGCAGGAUCUUGAUUUUCUCUCUCAACAAAUGGUUAAAGUGAGGUAUUCAGUCUUUCAUAGGCUUAACAUAAAGCUAAGCCUGAAUCCUUCAAGACAGCUGACUUGUUGGCCCACGCAAGGCUGCAUCACUGUCAAGAGUCAAGGCCACAUCUUUCCUGGUACACAGCAAGUCUUAGAGGAGACUUUCAUGAGCGUCACAUUUUAACACCAAUCCAUCAGCUUCAGUUCACACCUUCUGCCUUUAAACUCUCUGUAACAUACGACAAGUUAAAGCAACAGAAUCAAAGGUCACUCUCGUCAUUCAUUCUCUUCAGUUACAUUUAUAAGCUUUUUAUAUUGGGUGUGUUUUACUUUACUUGGAGAACAGUGAUAAUCAUUUUGUGUUGAACACAUCCAGUGUUGCUGUCAGUGCAAUACUGCAGCCUGCAGGUCAAACUGAGCACAACAGCAGCUGAUGAAACACAAUUUAUAGGUCAAAAUCCAUGUUUUUAUAUACAGUAUUGUUGUUGACAUUAGUUUGACACUUAAUGAACAGCUGUAAUGACCAAAUUCAACAAAUCAGUAACACGCUAACCCUCUAUUUAUCAGUGGAUGUAACGUGAUCAUGUCUGACUUAUGGCAACAUAACUUUAUUUAAUAUAUUUUCAAUUUAUAUUUCCAGUCAUUUCCAAAGGCACAUGAUACAUCGACUUUAAAUGGUAAAGGCACAAAAACACUGAAGGAUAAAAUCACUUUACAUGGUUUGAUUCUGUACUUCUUCUGCUGUAUGUUUACAAAUCAGACAAUAUAUUUUCAAAACUUGAACUGUUCUAUAUAAUAUUUUGAGUGUUUAUGACUAAAGAUUACAGUACAUUCUUAUAGGCACCUUUAUAGUACAUUUUUUCUUGUAGUCUGGGUUCCUGUCAGAUUAAUACAUUGUUAAAUUGUCUGAAUUUGUCCUGAUGAAAGGACAUCAUGCAAAAAUAAAUGUAAACGUCUGCAAAAGUUAAUCAAAAUAACUCCAUUAUAAUAUGGUUGUAAGCAGCGGCUUUUAAGUGCUUAUUAUUGCACAGUAUUUGUCAGCAUUUAAAACUUCCAUUAUGAAGAUAUAUUUUGUAUUAUUACAACUGUAUUUCACUAUAUUGUCAUUUAUUAUCUGUUUAUACGGCACCCUCCAUUUAUGGGUGUCCACAAGAGGAGAUAUAUUUGUUGACAGAUAUAUUAAUAAACACUUAUAUCUGCUUACAGCUACAGUAUAUCUAUAUCUAGUGUGUUUUUAAACAUGUAUUAAAUAUUUAUAUAAGCUACUGCUCAUUAAUGAAUAAUAAAACAGGGAUCACUGAACAGUAUGUUAGUCUGUCUGUGUGUAUUAAAUUGAACAUUGAAGCCCUUUUCUUCUAAAUCCCCCUCUUUAUCAUGUUCCUCUCUAACAGGCAGGGGUAAUCAAGGGAAUAGCAGAUCAAUGAUUGGCCCUCUGGUGACAUGUGACCUAUAGCUGAUGACUUAUUACCUGGAAGAGUCAACUUCUCCGUACCUGGGAGUUCACCGUGAAGGUUAGGCGGGCUCUCACUCUUGGACUGAGAGCAUCAAUUUCGAUGUUUUUAACAGCUGGAUGUUUUUAUCCUCUUUCAGCAAUGGCGACAAAGAGGCAGUUUGGAUGGCGAAAGCUGUUUCUGAUCCUCACAGUACUGCCCUGCUGCAGGAGCUUAGAGGUUUCAAUUCCACAGAAAGAAUAUGAAGUCGCAAGAGGAGGCGAUAUUACGUUGACCUGUUCCUUCAUCCCAGCCCAACCAGACGCCAUCCCAGCCGUCCUCACAUGGGAAGUUUUCGCUGACAAUCCUAAUGAGCCAAUGAAACCCGUGGCCAGCGUCUAUCCGAAUAAUGUGAUUAACAUUGGACCUGGUUAUGAAGGCAGAGUCUCUGCGGAGAUUGACAAUAUCAACCAUGUGAGCACACUCCAUUUGACCAAGGUGAUCAUGCAGGACAGCCGUCGAUACCAGUGCGGUGUCUUAAUCCCCAAUGAUGAUAAGGGAACAACAGCUGCCAUCACUUCCCUUUUGGUCCUGGUGGCUCCCUCUGUGCCGAUCUGCAGCAUCCAGGGAAAAGCAGAGUACGGGCACAACAUCAGCCUCACCUGCAUGUCUGAGGAGGGAUCCCCAAAACCCACCUAUAAAUGGACGAGCUACAGUGUUACAAAUGUUCCCAGAGACUUUCUACCUAGGUCAUCUGAAAAGGACGGAGUUCUAUCUCUCUACAAUAUUUCAAGAGAGAUGUCAGGGUUCUACAUUUGCACAUCAACAAAUCGAAUCGGUUCUGCCAGUUACAACCUCACCUUAGCCGUGUUGCCUGGUAGCGUAGGAGAGGCGUCUAUUGCGGUUGUAAUCGGAGGAGUCGUCGCAGGUCUCGUGCUUCUGGGGAUUCUCAUCUUCUGUUGCUGCCGGAAAAAGGGCAAAAAGAACAAGUACGCUGAAGGUGCCCCUGUGCAGUUUUUUGAAAAAGAUGAGUCGGAAGCUGGAGAGGAGUACUGGGAUGACAUGUCACACAGCGAGACAAAGAAAGACAAGCUGUAUGAAGACAAAGGCGCUGUUCCUCAAAACAAUUACAUCGCAGGACCAGAUAGACACAAGUUGGAUGAUGAUCAAUACAGUCAUAGUGGUAAAGAAACGAUUGAUGUCAAGGGCAGUUAUACUGACUCCCAACGUAACCAGGACGACCAGGAUGACGACUAUCGUGGUAGUCGUGAUCGCCUUGACGAUCAGCGUGAUCGUUAUGGUGGCAGUCGUGAUCGCCUUGAUGAUAAACGUAACUAUUACAGUGGAAGUCGUGACAGGCUCGAUGAUCAACGCGAUCGUUAUGGUGGCAGUCGUGAUCGCCUUGACGAUCAGCGUGAUCGUUAUGGUGCCAGUGAUCGCAACGGUCGCAGUCGCGAUCGCCUCGACGAUCAACGCGAUCGAUACGGUGGAAGUCGUGAUCGCCUCGACGAUCAACGCGAUCGAUACGGUGGAAGUCGUGAUCGCCUCGACGAUCAACGCGAUCGAUACGGUGGAAGUCGUGAUCGCCUCGACGAUCAACGCGAUCGAUACGGUGGAAGUCGUGAUCGCCUUGACGAUCAACGCGAUCGCAACGGUCGCAGUCGCGAUCGCCCUGACGAUCAACGCGACCUUUACGAUGGAAGUCGUGACCGUGUCGUUUACAAGGACGAUCAAUACAGAAAUUGAUAUGAAUAAUUUGUUACUGAAUGCUCUUUUGAAAUCUUUUUGUUUCUUUUUAUGACGCAUAAAAAGGCGUGCCUCAUCACAUAUUAAAGAGCAAUUCAGGAAAAUGCCAUAAAUUCUCAUGUAAAAGCCGGUAAUAAAAUAAUAAUGGGCGUUUCGUCCAACACAAACAAUUAAAGGCCAGGUAAAACAACACUGAGGGGGUUCACCUGGUAUAUUUAGCAUGAUGAGUAUUUCGACUGCACUAAUUUACUACAACAACAGUCAUGUUGUAGUCACUGCUCUGCUGCUCUUACCCUGCUUUAAAGCAUUCAUGUUUUAAUUAAUUGUUUUAAACAACCCCAGCUGUUUUUUCGUUACCCUACUCCUCUUCAAUGCCAGCUACCGUCCACAAAACUCAACACUUUCAUGUUUUUUCACAUUAAAAGCCUCCCUAUAAAGGAAGGCUGCAAGACUUUUACUGUGAAAAUUCUGGAUAAAGUACACAGUAUCAUUCAUGGUAUGACAUGGUUGGGAAGAAGUGGAAGAUCUGACAUGACUCUUGCUAUACUGACGGUUAAUACUGAAUUUAUCAGGUAAGGUAAACAGGUAAACAUGGUCAAACCAAAUUAACUUGACAACUUUUGACCCUGAACACCAAUCACAGUGUGACCUGAAUAAAACAAUAUUAUACUUAAAAUAGUAAACAUAAUUGGUCAUAUAAUGUAUUGGUGUCCUAAUAUAAGAGGAUAAUUGCUUUGAGUCUUUUACUAAAUAGGCACAUCACCCAUAGUCUCUAUUGUUGACUGGGAGCAUUAAUCAGACUGGGUUGUAGUUAGCCAUGUUAUAACCUGACCUGACAACAUAUACAACACAUUUGUAAUUCAAAUAAAUAAAGCAGACAUCUUAUUUACUCGUAAGCACAGAAAAUACAAUUUUAAAUAAUUUUUAGCAUGAAUUGUGUUUGUGUGUAUAUCCACGAAAACCUGCCCAAAUCUCACAAAAUGUAAGUUGUCACAUUUAGGGAACCUGACUACUGCAGUAAUUUUAUUUAUGAAAAUUCUAGUCACUCCAUCAUGUAAACUGUGUACAUUAUCUUUUAUUUUAAGAGUUCUUAGUUUUUGAAUCGAAGUAAUGAAUGUUUUAAUUUUAUUUCUAAUGUGUGUGGUAAACCUCUUUGUACAGCCAAACUAUGACAUUUGUGCUUUUGUGUGUUUUUGUGGCAGUUUAUACUGAAAUUAAGUUUACUUGAAAGAUUUUAGCUUUUUCUAUUUCUAUGUUUUUGUGUGAUAAAUGAUAUUGAAUGUAAGCACUGCAUUUUUCAUAUGAAUCAAAGUCAAAUCGAGUUCAAUAAAGAAAAUUGGUUUAAAAAAA
Messenger RNA from Seriola aureovittata, 4602 nucleotides. RefSeq names its product cell surface A33 antigen-like. The record is from RefSeq and is a predicted model, not a curated record. The coding region runs from base 1630 to 3252 and encodes 540 amino acids. NCBI's taxonomy places the organism in Eukaryota, Metazoa, Chordata, Actinopteri, Carangiformes, Carangidae. The transcript has 7 exons. Gene Ontology annotation, cellular component: plasma membrane.